This is a messenger RNA of Rubroshorea leprosula, 1031 nucleotides long. NCBI's taxonomy places the organism in Eukaryota, Viridiplantae, Streptophyta, Magnoliopsida, Malvales, Dipterocarpaceae. The record is from the annotation of a GenBank genome assembly.
AUAGGUUCGAUUGUAGUCGACGCGAAUGCUCGCCACUCUCUGAAGAAAAACUAAAAAGCACCAGCAAUCUUUGAGCUGAUUGGCGCACCAUGAUUGCCGGUGAAGGUUUCACUCAGAUCUGAGGAGUGAGUUUGAGUUCGAUUGGCCGUACUUUAGACAAUUAUCAAGAAGCAUUUGGAUGUCCAUUUGUCGAAUCUGACUCCUGGGGUCCUUUUAUUUCGAUUGCUAAUUAAAGAAAUGGUUUAUCACUCAAGUUUCGUAGAUGUGGAAGGUAUUAGCAAAGCCUGCGGGUGCCCUUUACUUCCUUUAAAAAGCCAUAUAAAGGGUCCUGCUCCUACAUCCAACCAAGAUAGAAUUGAUAUUGUUGAUGAAGCGAUCACAUUUUUCCGUGCCAAUGUUUUCUUUAGAAACUUUGAUUUAAAGAGCCCAGCUGAUAAGCUUUUGAUAUAUUUGACUUUCUACAUCAAUGUGGCUUUGAAGAGGCUAGAGGGAUGUAGGACCUUGGCUGAAGGGACUAAAGCAAUUAUUAACUUGGGUCUGGAAAAGGUUCCUGUGCCUGGUGAAUCUGGUUUUCCUUUUCCAGGCCUUUUUGUGCUUCCUCAGUCUGAACAAGAAGCAGAGCUGUUCAGGAAUUAUCUGAAGCAAGUAAGGGAGGAAACAAGUGGACGACUUCUGAGUGUUGCUUAUAGAUCCAAUGGAACUCCAAAUAAAUGGUGGUUGGCAUUUGCGAAAAGGAAGUUCAUGAACAUUAUUGUUCCUUGAAAAAUGGUGUUGUAUAUCCAAUAAAAAGAAUAUGCAAUGACAUGCUGAAAUUUUUAGAUGGUAAUAUAUUAUGUUUUUUCCUUGAUGAGUUCUACAAGAAGUUUUUUUGGAGUUUGUUCUACUGUUUCCUUCAUUGCUCAGGAACGAAGCAGUAAGAAGGUUUGGUUUUUUUUUUUUUUGGGUUCACGUAAGAAGUUUAUUUUUGGACUGGUCUUUGAUUGCUGAUUGUAAAUUGCCUUCUUUAUGAGUGAACAUCUCUAUUCUCUAUC